Molecule: messenger RNA, 2384 nt
Organism: Saimiri boliviensis boliviensis (Bolivian squirrel monkey)
Lineage: Eukaryota; Metazoa; Chordata; Mammalia; Primates; Cebidae
Source: RefSeq, a predicted model, not a curated record
CAGCGCGCAGCCGCCAUCUUUUUUGGCGCUGGCUCUGCAUGGUCUCUGCUGUUUCUCCUUAAUAGUGGUCUCUGCUGUGGAAAAGGAUUUUUUGCUGUUCCCCGCGUCCUCCGGCCUCAGGAACCUGGAGAUUCCGGCGUAUUCCUGAGUCGUAAGCUUCCCUGAGGCGAUCUUGGCAUGAAGGAAGAGAGAGCAUUGAGGCGCAUUCCACCAUCAGCUUCAGAGGAUGGCAGCCAUUGAUUUGCCCUGCGGGUUUUUUUCCAGGGAACCAAUCUGCUCUUUUGAAGAAAAGACAAAGGUAGAAAGGACAGUCGUGGACUACCUGGCAAAUGGUUAUCAGGAUUCAGUGACCUUUGAUGAUGUUGCUGUGGAGUUCACCCCAGAGGAGUGGGCUUUACUGGACACAACUCAGAAAUACCUCUACAGAGAUGUGAUGCUGGAGAACUACAAGAACCUGGCCUCUGUGGAAUGGGAAAUACAACCUAGAUCCCAAGGGCCAUCACAUCAGCAAGGUUUUUUGAAGAACGAAAUAUUCAAUGGGCUACAAAUGGAAAGAAGCUACAGGUUAGGGAAACUCUGUGACUGUAAGAAUUGUGGAGAGGUCUUCAGUGAAUGGUUUUUCUUUGAGACACUCAUGAGAGCUCAGAAUGGAGGGAACACUUCUGAGUAUAAUUGUUAUGGAAAUGAUGUCCUCUCUGUGCACAAGAAACCCUCUGUUGGACAGGAACUUUCCAAACUUAAUCCAUGUGAAAAAGUCUUCACCCUAACUCCAGGCCUUGCUGUACAUCUUCAAAUUCUCAAUGCAAGAAAACCCUACAAAUGUAAGGCAUGUGGAAAAGGCUUUAAGUAUUUUGCGAGUCUUGAUAAUCACAUGGGAAUCCACACUGGAGAGAAGCUCUGUGAGUUUAAGGAAUGUAGGGGAGCCAUCACAGCUUCCUCACAACUAAAGCAGUGUAUAACAGUUCAUACUGGAAAGAAAUCCAAAAAGACUAAGAAAUGUGGGAAAUCCUUCACUAAUUUUUCUCAAGUUUCUGCACAUGGGAAAAAUUAUAAAGGAGAGAAGUCCUUUGAAUGUAAAGAAUGUGGAAGAUCCUUUAGAAAUUCCUCCUGCCUUUAUGAGCACAUACAAAUUCACACUGGAAUAAAACCACACAAAUGUACAGAAUGUGGGAAAGCAUUCACUAGAUCAACUCAACUUACUGAACAUAUAAGAACUCACACUGGAAUAAAACCCUAUAAAUGUAAGGAAUGUGGGCAAGCGUUCACUCAGUACUCAGGCCUUGCUAUACACAAAGGACAUCACAGUGCAGAGAAACCCUACCAGUGUAAGGAAUGUGGGAAAGGCUUCACUACAUCUACAAGCCUUACUCAACAUACAAGAAUUCACACAGGAGAGAAGCCUUAUAUAUGUGGUGAAUGUGGAAGAACCUUCAUUACUUCUUCCCAUCGUGCUAAACAUUUGAGAACUCAUACUGGAGAAAGGCGCUAUGUAUGCAAGAUAUGUGGUAAAGCAUUUAUGUAUUCCUCGGGCUUUAAUGUUCACCUACGAACUCAUACCGGAGAGAAACCCUUUGUAUGUAAAGAAUGUGGGAAAGCAUUUGCUUCUUCCUCGCUCCUAAGUAGACAUGAAAAAUUUCACACUGGGGAGAAAUCCUAUGAAUGUGAGGGUAUGAGUGUUAACAUUUAGCCCAUCGGUUGCCAUCUUUAAUUAUUGGCAGUGAUACCAAAGAUCAUCAGAUUUGUCCUAAAUGCCUUACGGGGGUUGUAAUGGCUUACGGAUUGGCCUUAGGUGCCCUCCCAAGUGUUUGAAAUUAAACCUACUGGUUCUGAAUACAGUUUCUCCAUGGUUGCCUGCGUCUGGGCAUGUCUGAGUCUGGGGUGCUGAGGUCAGUACUGCAUGCUGCCUCACCUUGGUUAUUACGUUCAUAGGAUCAUAGCAUCAACAAGUCCUGUAUGAGAUAAAUCAUGCAAAUUGGUCCCAGACCCUGUUGGUUAGUAGCUGCCAGUGUGGCACAUUCACGUCAAAAUUUACCAGAAGCCAAGAUGAUGUAGGCCUCAGAGGCGGGUUUUUGAGAAAUGCUCCUCGAAGGAUCUCUUCUGUUCCCAUGGAUCCUGGAGAGCAUGACAAGAAAUAAACCAUCCUUAACUGUCAGUGCACUUUCACAGCUGAUUAUUUCUAUGUCCCCUUCUUGUGAAAUCUAAGAAAUGUGACAGCCUUGCCUGUUCUGUGCUGCCUUCUCUGUCCAUUUUAGGUGGCACCAUCUAAGUGGCAGUAUCUCUUCUAAUAUUAUAAUCCAGUCUUUCUCCUCACUUUUGAUAAGAUACCUGAUACGGUCCCACUCAUGAUCUCUUUAUCAAAUGAUUCUUUAGCCACACUUUUUUUU